AUGGAGGACGACGACGACGCUUUCUUGUACGGCGACGAGCCAGCCGUCGCCCCUACCGCUUCUCGAUCAGACGAUGCAGCCAACGGGGCAACGCCGACUACUCCGGCGCAUGCCAAGACAGAAAACGCUGAUGCUACUGGAACAGUAACAAUAAACAACGCGAAGGAUGCCGGACAAGGAGAUGAUGGUGAGGAGGACGACGACGAGGAAGGAGACGACGACGACAAUGACGAUGACAGCGACUCGGACAUCGAGUUCAUCAUAGAUGCAACACAGGAAGCACAACAACCUGUGCGCCCAGGCUUCCAACGGCCAGGUGCUCCUGGCGCUCGACCUCUGCCAUCGCAAAGCACGCCUCAGCGCCCUCAAUCGACGCUCACUUCCGAAUACACUCCCCUCUCGCGAUCGCAGCUGCUGGCUUCCGCCAGCCCAGCCUCUGCCGUGGCAGCCACUCCGUCGUCAUUAGCUCCACAGCCUCCCGGUGCACCUCCCGUCAAGCCAGCCACUGCGCUCGAUGGCACCGGUCCCGAAGGCGCACCUCCUGCCGUCCCCUCCACGGCACCGCGACUGAACCUUUCACCGGGACCCGAGGACCGCGCCUACCCCAAACCCGAAGAUGCCGUCGAGGAAGAAGAGAGUUCGUCCCAAGACAUCUUCGACAUUGAUCUUGAAAAUCUCGCCGAGAAACCGUGGAGACGCUACGGCGCCGACCUCACCGACUACUUCAACUACGGCUUCAACGAAGAGUCGUGGGGUCUCUGGCGCGGGAAAAAGGAGCGCAUGACCGAGGCGAGGAAGAACACCGAGAAUGCCCUCUUUGGCGGUGGGGGUAAUGGCGAUAUGAUGCCCAACAUGCAGCAGAUGAUGGCCAUGAUGCCUCCGCCCCAGGCGAUGCAAGCCAUGAUGGCGCAGAACGGCGGUUCGAGUGGCGCGGGGCCGAUGGGUAUGCCUCCCAUGCCACCCGAUCAGAUGAUGGCCAUGAUGGCCAGUAUGUCGGGUAUGCCCGGUAUGCCUCCCAUGUCUGGCAUGAACAACAUGCCGCCCAUGGGUGGUAUUGCAAGGGGUGGCAUGAACAGCAUGAUGAUGCCUGGCAUGUUUGGAGGUCAGCAAUCCAAUGGCGGCGCCAGGGAGCAACACAACAACCAUCACCAACAACAGCACCAGCACCCACAGCACCUACAGCAACAGCAGCGUUUCAGUAACUCGCCCUUCCCGCAAGGACAAGGUCAACACGACGGACACCACUCGCCCUACCCACCUCCCCACGAUCGAGACGACAGGCCCAACGACCAGCAAGCCGACCAGCAGAAUGCUGCACACGGCUGGGACACGCCACCUGCCGGAAUUAAACAAGAGAACACUGACGACGCCCCAGGCGCUGGACUUGGGCCUCCUUCUUCGAUGGGCGGCGCACCACACAUGAAGCCCAUGUCGGAAGCCGACAUGUCUCUCUUCUUUGGCGCUUCCGGUAUCGACCCGUCCCAAGCAGCGGCUGCGGGCUUCCCGGUAUCGAAUUCGAACGACAUCCCCAAAGCGCCUACGGCUCCCGCACCCAAGCCAGCACCGCCAAAAUCGGCCCCUUCCGGACCCGCAGCCGCCACGAAAGGCACUUCGAUCCGAGGCCGCGCCGCUGCGGUUGCAGGCAGUUCGACCAACUCACGCGGUGGUCGUGCUGUGUCGCCCACUCUGCCGCCUAAUGUUCCCUCUGGGCCCAAGAACCCAGGCAAGCGGUACAACGAUCGGGAUACGGGAGCGGGUGCAGCUGAUCUUCUCGACUACGGCGCCACCAGCGGCGGCGGUGGUGGAGGAGGAGGAGCUGAUGACGAUCGCGGACACGCCGAUGGCUGGGAUUCUCGAGACCGUAGUCCCGACCGAGGGCAUCGACGCGGCGGUGGAGGUACGUCAGGUCGAAGUCGACGCGAAGGCACGCAUGACCAGCACGAAACGGCCAGCGCCAACGGACGCGACCACGAUGACGGCUACACCUCGCGCCGCGGCGCCACCUCGUCCUCUCGAUCCUCCAAACGUGCUACCGAUGACCGGGACGACGAGACCGCAUCGCAGUCCUCUGCCGGGGGACGCCGUCGUCGCACCACGACUGGGAAUACCUCUUCGCAUCGUGAACGUGAAUCGUCUUCCUCACAUCGCGAUCGUGACCGCAGCGAGCGGGAACGUGAACGCGAGAGGGAGAAGGAACGCGAACGCGAGGCGAGAAGUCAGGCGAGAUCUGAACGUAGGGCAGGGAGAGAUGUCGACGAGCCGGCUAUCCCCACUGGGCCUUCUGCGGGCAGUGGCCGCGCGAGUCGGAAACGCGCGGCGCCGGAAGAUCGAGAUGCCGAAGAGGAUGCGCCGAGCAAGAGCAGCUCGAGCAGUCGAAAGGGUGCUGGGGGCUCACGGAAGAAGCGCUGA
Messenger RNA from Sporisorium graminicola, 2409 nucleotides. RefSeq lists its product as uncharacterized. Gene Ontology annotation, cellular component: mRNA cleavage and polyadenylation specificity factor complex. Gene Ontology annotation, molecular function: RNA binding. The coding region runs from base 1 to 2409 and encodes 802 amino acids. NCBI's taxonomy places the organism in Eukaryota, Fungi, Basidiomycota, Ustilaginomycetes, Ustilaginales, Ustilaginaceae. The record is from RefSeq and is a predicted model, not a curated record. The transcript has a single exon.